This is a messenger RNA of Phalaenopsis equestris, 1566 nucleotides long. RefSeq lists its product as uncharacterized. The record is from RefSeq and is a predicted model, not a curated record. The transcript is spliced from 3 exons. Lineage: Eukaryota; Viridiplantae; Streptophyta; Magnoliopsida; Asparagales; Orchidaceae. The coding region runs from base 239 to 1207 and encodes 322 amino acids.
CAAUGCUGCGUGGAAGCUCGCGUGUCAUGUCUACUUCCCCCCUUCUUCUUCCGAUUACUGUUUAGCUUCUCUUUGUCGCGCAGAUCUGCCGAACAAGUUCGCGUUUAGAUCUAGAUUGUCUGGGACUGGUUUUCUCGGCUGUGCAGAGAUUAUCGGAAGAAUUUUUAUUACUUUUUCGUGUUCUGUUGGGGUGUAUUUAUCUGCUAGGGACGGGUUUACAGACAGAUCCUGUUCGGAUAUGCAGACGGAGAGGGGUGUGAGGGAUACUCAUUUUUUUUCGGAUGGGUUAAUCGAUGGUGCAAUGGUUGGCACUAGGGAGUUGAAUGGAUACGCGACUAAUCCGAUAUCUUCUUCUGCAUCGGUAUCAGCUCCCUCUUCGUUCACCCCAGUUCGUGCAAAUUUCAUCGAGCACCGCGUUUCUAAGAUGGAUACACUCGCUGGCAUCGCGAUUAAGUAUGGCGUUGAGGUUGCAGAUAUCAGAAGAAUGAAUGGCUUGGUAACAGAUCUUCAGAUGUUUGCACGCAAUUCUUUGCAGAUUCCGCUGCCGGGAAGACACCCUCCUUCUCCCGUGAUGUCGAACGGGUCAACUCAAAACGGAGACAAAACUCGUCGGCAUCAAUCUCGCGAUAUUGUAGAUUCAAUCCAAUCUCUCAAACCGAAGCCUCCUCCCCGCCGCCUUUCCCCUGCAAUGUGCAGUCUUCAGGGUUACUAUGGCCUCACACAACCUAAAAAGAGUCUGCUACCUGAAGGCACGGAGAUGUCUGUUUUUAAAUCAGGGAAGACCCUCAAGUUCGAAGAUAAUUCACAUUUCCUGGAAUCACCUCUAAAGUUAGCCAAUGGUUUCCCUCUAGAGAAUGGUGAUCUCUCUGGAAACACACCAGAGAUUCUACUCAAGGAAGAAGGUACUGGGGGUGUGUUUUCAGGAAGAGUAGGAAAAGGUUUGGCAUUAAGGCCAAAGCUUGGGAGCAGGACUGACCUCGAUGACAGUCGCUAUAACUCAUCGUCGGCCGGUGAUUCCCUUGUCGGAGACGUUUCUGUCUCAGUUCGAAAAUCAUCCAGUGCCUCAAACUUAAGCGAGUCGGAGAACACCACAUCCAUUUGGCCAACAAGCAAAUGGUCUUUGAAGCCAGAUUUGAUUGCCAGACCAAUUUUUGAUGGAUUUCAAAAGCCUCUAGCAGCAUGGAGAAACAAAGCAGCUCUUGAUUAGCAAAAUUUUUUUAAAGAAAUUUAAAAGUACAUAAAUUUUUAUACGCAUUAAUAUGAUUUCUCCAAGGGAGAGGAGAAGUGAGGAAUGUUAAAAUAAAAAGAAAGAAAGGAAAAGAAAGGACAAUCAAUAUUAUGAUGUGAUUCUUGUUUUGAUUCAUGGAUGAAGAGAGCACAAUACGUAUUCUUUUGUAAUAGGUAGUGUGGGAAUUGUUCAGCUAUAGAAUUACCUGACGCCUCUUCCCUGUAUUAUUCUUUUAAUUAGACAUUCCAGAUUCAAGCAUCUGAGUUUUAUUUUGUUUAGCAAACUCUAUUUCUUUGGGAGAUUCAGAUGUAUACCACACAAUCCCUAUGCCUUUACAU